Messenger RNA from Vitrella brassicaformis, 5765 nucleotides. Lineage: Eukaryota; Vitrellaceae. The record is from the annotation of a GenBank genome assembly.
CUUUGGUGACGGGAGAACAAUCUGGCGCUCUAGUGCGCAUCGGAUCACUGUGGUGAAGCAUUCUGUUGCGCACGCGGGCCAUUCCAGCGGAGAUCCGGGUGUCUCAUCAGCUUAAGAUUGGCAUCGCCGAAGACCCCGUGGGCGUAGGAGGUCUCGUGUAGGACAGCUAGCCAGCAGAGAUGGACUCCCAGAUGUACCAGAAUCUGCGGCGGCUGAUCAAUGUCGUGGUACGAACGCUGACUGACGGCCAGGGGAGAGGCGGAAAGAAACACGCUCCAGCAUGUGUGUGUGGCUGCUGCUUGUGAUGUGACGUGCAGGACGAGCUGCGAGACGUUGGGCUGCAGCAGUACAUCAACCUCCCCCGGAUAUGUGUGGUCAGCACAUGCAACAAACACGCACUGAGACUCACGCACGUACAUGCAUCCUCCAUCUCUCUCUGUGUGUGGUGGCUUAUCAGGUUGGUACCCAGAGCAGCGGCAAGAGCAGCGUGCUCGAGUCGAUAGUGGGGAUGGACUUCUUGCCGCGCGGCGAGGGCAUCUGCACUCGACGACCACUCGAACUCAGACUCGUGCACCUCUCCGAAUGUAUGUGUGUGAGCUGAGCUAGAUGGAUGGAUGACAACAAGCCAGGCAGCCAGUGUCGACUGAUGGCAUGCCGUGUGCACAUGGUCUGUGUGUUGUCUUGUGUGUGCAGCUGAGCACAAGUUGGAGGAGGCCUGGGCGCUGUUCGAGGGCACCCAGAAGAAGUACACCCACUUCGAGCAGGUCCGCGGCGAAAUCGAACGACUCACCGACGAAGUCGCAGGUCAGCAAACGCAGUAAUCACGGAGGCGUCCAUGGACACCCGCACGCAUCACCCUGCCCUGUGUGUGUGUGUGUGUGUGUGUAUGCAGGAAAGAACAAGGGCAUCGUUGACGAGCCGAUAGUGCUGACGGUGUAUGCGACGCAGUGCCCCGACCUCACCCUCAUUGACCUGCCCGGCAUCACACGGGUGCCCAUGAAGGGCAGCGACCAAACAGACGAUAUUGAGGUCACACACACACACAACGCACCAUCAGGCCAGGCGGGCUUCGUGCAUGUGGGCUGGGUGAUUUUCUCCUCCUCUAUGUGCAGAAACUGACGCGUGAGAUGGCGCUGCGCUAUGUGCGCGACCCCAGGACCAUCAUUCUCGCCGUCAUGGCCGCCAACGCAGGUGCGGCGCCUAUCGCAUCUGUGAAAGUAACACCAUGGCGGCACUCGUUGAUGGGCAUGUGGUUGUGGUCUCUGCAGAUUUGUCGACGUCGGAUGCCCUCCAGCUGGCGCGCAAGGUGGACCCAAAGGGUCUGCGGACCAUCGGAGUCAUCACAAAGGUGAGGGAGGGGAACAUACAUGCCAGGAGAGAGAGUGACAUUGACAAGGAGUGCAAGGAGCGGUGUCCGUCUGUCGUCUGUCUGUCUGCUUUCUGCUUAGAUUGACCUGAUGGACCGCGGCACCGACGCCACCAAGAUGCUCCUGGUACACCACAUCGCUAGAUAGAUGGCUGGCACAACGGAAAGAGGAAUCCAUCUGCCUGCUUGCAUUGGCUGCGUGUGUGAUGGUGUAGGGUGAGGAUGUGCCUCUGCGUUUGGGUUACACUGGUGUCAAGAACCGCAGCCAGGCCGACAUCAAGGGCGGCAAGAAAGUCAGAGAGGCACUUGAGGUCGGCUACCAGCACCACAACGCAUAACCGCAGACCGAUCAGAUCUGUGCUGAUGCUGUCGUUCCUGCGUGCAUUGCAGGAGGAGAAGACUUUUUUCCAGAACCAUCCCACCUAUCGCGCACUGCCCCCACGUAACCAACACACACAAGAUACGAUACCCGCCAUGGAAUGCAUGCUGUCGCGCCUGCCUGCAGAUUACCUGGGGUCCCGCUCGCUGGUCGACAAGCUGACCAAGGUCCUCUUCCGGCACAUCCGCAACUUCCUCCCAGAGAUCAAACGAGAAAUCAAGUACACCGCCACACACGCGGAAGAAGCCUCCCAAGUGCAUCCUUCACUCGUGUGUGACAAUGUGUGUGUGUGGUCAGCAACAAGGCUCGUUCCGUGAGUAUGCGUCUGGACGAGUUGGGCGAGGGCGUGCCUGUGGACGUGGCUGAGCGGGUGCAGCUCAUGUGGACCAUGAUCACCGACUACUGCGAGAUAUUCAAAAACACCAUCAGGGGCAAAUUCGACCGCAAACUCCAAAACUACUUCGAACACGUCAGCAACCAACCGACACACACACACACACAAGGCCGCAUCGGUGUCCACCCAUCGUGUGUGCGCAUCUCGUGUGUGUGUGUGAGUGCAGCAAGAUCUGACUGGGGGUGCGCAGAUCCGCACCAUCUUCAAUGACCUGCUGGAGGAAUACGUCGAAAAGGACGUCACGGCCGACAUGACGGUCCGUACCAACACAGAGAGACACACAGAGAGAGAGAGGAACAGGCGACAGCUGACAUCCAUUGCCCUUGUGUUUGCUGGUUCAGGACUACGACAUUGACAGCGCCAUCCGCAUGCACGAGGGCGACUCGAUCCCGGGCUUCCCCUCGCCCGACACGUUCGAGUAUCUGAUCCUGCCGCACCUCAGGAAGGUCCACGCACCCGUACUCGAAUGCCUCGGUCGGUGCCCCAGACAGACGCCACACACAGACAGACAGACGGCUGCCAUCGUUCUGUCCGUGUUGCUGAUGGUGUCUUGUCUUGUCUUGUCUUGUUUGGUUGCAGACCGGGUGUCUCAGACGCUGGAGCUGUUGUCGCAGAAGAUCGCCAACAGGGUCUUCUCAAGAUUCCCAAAACUCGCCGAACAGGUGGAUCUGUGGAUGAAGGGCCAUAUGGCGUCUCGUCUUGUGUGUUGUCAAAUUACAUGUGUCUGUGCGUCACUCACUCAGGUGUUGGAGCAGACGCAGACCAUCAUGCUGCGCGAGAAGGACACCGUCAAAACCAUACUCGAAAACCUGGUCGCCGCUGAGACCGGUGAGUGGGCGGGGACACAGACAGCAUCGAGAGAGUGGGCUUGCCGUGAGUGAACCGCUGUGGUGUGUGCGCGUGUGUGCAGGUUAUCUGUUCACCAACGACUCCAAGUACCUGAUGGACCACGGCAGCAUGCUCCCCAUGCACAACCAAGGUCAGCCAGCCAGCCAGCCACCACACACACAAACCGCCUCGCCCUCCAGUAUGUAUAUCACGUAUGUGCCAUCGGUGGUAUCAGAGAUGAUUCCGCAGGGCCCCGGCGGUUAUGCGAUGAAUGCCGAGGGGCAGCCCAUCCAACACAUGGGCCAAAUCCACCCCAGCAACCCCAAUCCCAGACCUGGAGAGCCCAGAAGGUCAGUCAGAGGCGACAGACACACACUACAGAAGCAGUCCGCCACAGCAUGGGAAUGUGUGUUGUGUGUGGAUGGGUCGAUCUGUGCGCAGUGCUCAAGCGUUUCUUAAUGCGCAGCAGCAGGCUGGUGCUGGCGGCUCGGUUUUCGGGAGGGAAAGGAACAACAGGAAAACGCGAUACAGCGGUGAGCAGCCAACAGCAGCUCGCUCACCCGCCCCGCCCACCGCACACACAUCACUCCCCUGGGUCCGUGUGUGUGUGCAGGUCCGUUCAUCAAGGAGAUUCGGAAGCGUCUUGAUUCGUAUUUCGCCAUAGUGCUGCGCAACAUCCGCGACACGGUGCCCAAGACAGUGGGCUUCUUCCUCGUCAGACAAAUCCAGGCACGUGGGCUGAGGCACUACACGAACGAACAAACAGGCGAAUGGCAAUGUGUGGUUUGUGUAUGUGUGUGUGUGUGUGCAGGAGAAGCUUCAGUUUGAGCUGUACACGGAGCUCAACAAAGCCGAGAUACUCAAUGACCUCCUCGGAGAGGUACGCAGCCACCCACACAGAUAUCAUCCCAUGACUGAAGGCAUUCAUUUGACGUCUUCUUUCUCUCUCUGUGUGUGCAGCCGCCCUACAUCGUUGAGGAGCGCAAGAGCCUCACCCUGCAGAUGGAUGUCCUCAAGAAGGCGUCACAAGUCCUCCAGCGAGACCCCACGUAAGACAACCAAUCGCCUCCCCCAUACCCACACCCACACCCACCUCACCUGUCUGUUCUGCCUGUCUGUUCCCUCAGUAUCGCUGCGUUGAACUUGGAGGGAUUCGAUCACGAGUACGAGACCGAUUUCCACGAGGAGCAGCUGCGCGUUCAGGCCCAGGCCGAAGCCGCCGGCCGAGGCAAAGCCCCACACCCCUUCCACCCCGCCACACAACACGGCGGCCCCCCAGCCGCAGCAGCAGCGCCAGAGCACCACGGCGGCCCUCCCAUGAUGAACGGCCCCACUGUCCGUGGCGGGCCGCAGCCCACCCCCCCGCUUCAGGCGGGGACCAACCACACGUCACCCCCACAGCACCCCUCACCCACGCCACACCCACACCAGCAGCAGAGCCCCUCCCCCCCACCGCCCCAGCAGCAACAGCAACAGCAGCAUGUGGGCGGUGCUCCGCCCCCGCCCCCACACAGGGCGGGCUCGCAGCAGCAGCAGGCCGGUGCGCCGGGACAGAUGGCGCCACAGGGACAGCCCGGACAAGGUGAGCAAUGACGGAUGUCGUCCAUCCAUUCGAUGUGCACUUGUCGCUUUGUGUGUGUGUGUCUACUCAGACGCGCGCAGCCGUCAGGGCGCAGGGGGCCCACCGAAAGGGGGCGGGCUGUUCGGUUAGCGACAUACAUACAUACACCUGGACGGAUGGACAAACGCACAUACAUUUCUUUCUUUGUAUGUAUUUGCAGACAAUCCUCCGCCUGGGUCGAGCAAGCCCCUGUUCACACAAAACGAGCCCGAGAAGAAACGAGUGAGUGAGGGUGCAACACAUGCAGACAGACAGACAGACGGAUAGCAUGUGGCUCAUUCAUGUUGUCUGUUUGCACACACCACUUCAGGCGCACGCCAACCCUUUGGGCCUGUUCAAGACAUGAAGAGCCAUACCAGUGCAGAGCAGAGCUGCGUGUGUGUCCGUGUGUGGCUGGUGUCGGUCUGUGUGUGUGUCUGUAAGUCCUUUUCUGCCGUGUACGCUGUGCAUGUGAUGGGUGGGUGCAUGAGUGUACGUUUUGCCCGGUGCUGUGUGCCUGUCCGCACAGCUGUGCCUAUCGCAGUGAGUGUACCGUAGUCCCUCCCCUCCCCCCCCUCACCACUUCGCACACACGCAUCGCCCUUGGCCUCCCUACUGACUGACUUUUACUUUGAAGUGCCCCCCAAUCGCAACAUCCACCCACCGGACCGCCCCAUCCCAGCCACCGUGACUAGCCAGACCUAUUUGUGUAUCUGAUGCGCGUGCCUGCCUGCCUGCCUAGCGCUGCAUCUUUUUUUUUCCCCACUCAGCGUCUUCUUUUCUGCAGCUUGGGCUGGCCUUUGCUUCUGCAGCAUUGGUAGACGCCACACAGACCUGACCACCCAAUUUUGCCUCGAGGUAGAGAUAGAUUUGCUGUAUUUUUGCCCACAGAUGGGACAGAGAGAGAGAGAUGGAGCAGAGGUGUGUGUGUGUUGGGGGGUUGGUUGGCCUUCGGUUUGGAGGCACACCAAUGUGUGUGGGCUGACUGGCAGGACAGGACAGAACAUAGGACGGACAGGCAGGCAGGCAGCGAGUGCAUAAGUGAGAGGCAAAUGUGGUGUGGUGAGGUGUAGUGUGGCGUGCCUGCUCGUGGCGUCUGUUAUUACUGCUAUCAUGCACAAGGAGGUUCAACGAGGGGAGUGACAUUGCGUUGCGUCCGGCAGCCGGUCUUUCAAUCAACCGCCUGUUUUCUUUGCUG